Molecule: messenger RNA, 1719 nt
Organism: Pestalotiopsis fici W106-1
Lineage: Eukaryota; Fungi; Ascomycota; Sordariomycetes; Amphisphaeriales; Sporocadaceae
Product: Threonine dehydratase
Exons: 2
Coding region: 1-1719 (572 amino acids)
Biological process (GO): L-threonine catabolic process
Molecular function (GO): threonine deaminase activity; pyridoxal phosphate binding
Source: RefSeq, a predicted model, not a curated record
AUGUCUACGAGCGAAGAUCCAGUCGUCAAUGGUGUCAAUGGCCAAAAACAGACCAAUGGAAGACGGACACCGUCACUAUCUGGUCUCUCUCUGACCGAGUACAGCGCCAACCCGUCGCCGCCAUCGGACCGCAAACAAGCACGCAUCAAGCAACUCGUUCCUGACGAAUUGCUUCUGCCUAAUGGGCACCCUGAUUAUGUGGGCAUGAUCCUGAAUUCGAGAGUUUACGAAGCCUGCAAGAGAACCUCACUCACGCCCGCCACGAACAUCUCGAAACGACUCGAAUGCAAUGUCCUUCUUAAGCGCGAAGAUGAACAGCCCGUGUUUAGCUUCAAGUUGCGAGGCGCAUACAACAAGAUGGCCCAUCUGGACCCAAAGCAGAGCUGGAAGGGUGUUAUCGCCUGCAGUGCUGGUAACCACGCUCAGGGAGUGGCCUACUCUGCACGACAGCUGAAGAUCCCAGCCACCAUUGUCAUGCCUCAAGGAACACCGAGCAUCAAGCACCAAAACGUCUCACGCAUGGGUGGAACAGUGGUCUUGCAUGGUGCCGACUUUGACGCUGCCAAGGAGGAGUGCCUCCGACUCGAGAAGGCCCAUGGGCUUAUCAACAUCCCGCCGUUUGAUGACCCAUACGUCAUUGCUGGCCAAGGCACCAUUGGCUUGGAACUGAUCUCAGAUACCAACCUCUCGAAAGUUGAGGCCAUCUUCUGCUGUGUAGGUGGAGGUGGCCUUAUUGCCGGCAUUGGUGUCUUCAUCAAGCGCGUGGCUCCCCAUGUGAAGAUCAUUGGCGUUGAGGCCGAAGACGCCAAUGCUAUGGUACAGUCUCUGGCAAAGGGAGAGAGAGUCUUCCUCAAGGAAGUUGGACUGUUCGCCGACGGUGCAGCUGUGAAGACAGUGGGAGAGGAGACUUUCCGCAUCUGCCAAGAGGUUGUCGACGAGGUUGUUCAGGUCACCACGGAUGAGACAUGUGCAGCCAUCAAGGAUGUCUUUGAAGAUACCCGUUCCAUUGUCGAGCCUGCCGGUGCUCUGGCCUUGGCCGGCCUGAAGAAAUGGGUCAAGACCAACCCUUCCAGCGACCCAAGCAGGACAGUCAUUGCCGUUACGAGCGGCGCCAACAUGAACUUUGAUCGUCUGCGCUUCGUUGCUGAGCGCGCUACUCUAGGUGAGGGCAAGGAGGCCCUUCUCUCUGUUCGUAUCCCUGAAAAGCCAGGUGCUUUCUCCGAGCUCAUUGAGAACAUCAUGCCACACGCCGUCACGGAGUUCUCCUACAGAUAUGCUACAGAUGAGGUUGCCAAUGUGCUCGUUGGUAUAUCUCUGACCGCACCGGCAACCCAACGAGUGACUGAGCUUGAGACGCUGCUAGAGCGUAUCAACUCAACAGGAAUGACAGCUACAGAUUUGUCUGGAGACGAAUUGGCAAAGUCGCACAUUCGCUACCUCGUUGGUGGACGAUCCGACGUGCCAGAUGAGCGUGUUUACAUGUUCACCUUCCCAGAAAGACCUGGAGCGCUCCAGAAAUUCUUGAACACUCUGCGCACUCAGUACAACAUCAGUCUGUUCCAAUAUAGAAAUGGCGGCAGUGAUGUAGGCAAGAUCAUUGCCGGUAUCCAGUGCCCAGCUACCGAGUUGAGCCAGCUGGAAGGAUUCCUUAAACAGAUCGGAUACCCGUGGCAAGACUGCACCGACAAUCCUGCUUUCAAGACUUUCCUCAGGUCUUAA